UGUUUCGGGUUUAACAAAACAUAUACAUGAAUCUUUAGAAUGGGUUUUUGAGGAAUUGAUGAAAUCUUUAAUGAAUGCAUGAAUCUUUAGAAUGUGUUUUCAAUGAAUUUAGAAAAAAGAAAAAAAAAUGUACAGAACUUAAAUAAAACGUUAAGUGAUAUUUGGGUUGAUGGAGAAAGAGACGAGCCAGUAUUCAUUGACGAAGACUUGGCCAAUCAACUACGAGUUGACGCAAGACUAACCAAGUCACUACGUUAUAACUUCCUUCUAUAAGAGAAUUAGAGCAGCAGUGAAGCAUACAACAGCAUAACUCAACUACUUUAACACCACCAAACUCAAAAAGAGAGAUGAUGAUUCGAAACCAUUGUUAUUGCCUUUCUAGUAUUAUUACCAUCUAUUUCUCAUUCCUAAUCCACAGUACUCUUGCUUCUCCUAGGCUCCACUUAUGUCGCCACGACCAGAGGGAUGCUCUUUUGGAAUUCAUGCAUGAGUUUCCUGCCGCUGAGUCUUUUCCAAGUUCGUGGAACAAAAGCAGCGAUUGUUGUUUUUGGGGGGUAGUCGAGUGCCAUAAUAAAUCUGGCCAGGUUAUAUCACUCGACCUUUCUUUUAAAUAUCUCAACGGCUCUAUAAAACCAAACAGUAGCCUCUUCAAACUCCAAUAUCUUCGUGAUUUAAUCCUUAUUGAUUGCAAUCUCCAAGGAGAGAUUCCUUCUUCACUAGGAAACCUUUCUCGUCUCACUCAAGUUGACCUUUAUGGUAAUCAAUUGGUAGGUGAGAUUCCGAUUUCAAUCGGCAAUCUAAACCAACUAAGAUAUCUUAACCUUGGGUAUAAUCGUCUCAGAGGAGAGAUUCCUUCUGUACUAGGAAACCUUUCUCUUCUAUUAUAUCUUGAACUUGCGAAGAAUCAAUUGGAAGGUCAAAUUCCAACUUCCAUCGGAAACCUCAAAGAACUAAGAUUGAUUUGGCUGAGCAAUAACAAGUUAUGUGGUAAAAUUCCUAUUUCAGUCACCAACUUAACGAAGCUUUCCGAUUUUGACAUCGGCUUGAAUAACUUCACUUCCACGCUUCCAUCUAACAUGAGUGGAUUCCACAACUUGGAGACGUUUGAUAUUGGUGAAAACUCGUUUCAUGGGCCUUUCCCUAAUUCUUUGUUCUCGAUUCCCUCGUUGCAAUGGGUUGAUUUGGGAAAAAACCAUUUCACGGGAUCUAUACAGUUUGUGAAGAAUACAUCUUCAUUAUCAUCUGAGCUUCGUUCUCUAGACCUUUCUCAUAACACAUUCACUGGCCUGAUCCCGGAAUCCAUAUCUAAAUUUCUCGACCUUGAUGAUUUACGUCUUAGCCACAAUAAUUUCAGUGGGGCAAUCCCUUGUUCUAUAUCAAAGUUAAUCAACCUGUCUUCUCUUGGUCUUUCCAGUAACAAUUUGGAAGGUAAAAUACCAAGUUGCUUAUGGAGAUUGAGGACGCUGAUGCUUAUGAAUCUAAGCUCGAAUUAUUUCCGAGGAUCAUUUCCCCAUUGGAUCUGCGAUCUUAAACGGUUAAUCUAUUUAGAUUUGUCCAAAAAUUUCUUCAGCGGCUCGAUUCCUCAAUGUUUAAGGAACCUCAUUAAUGUUUCUUUAAGAGACCUACUUCUGGAGAACAACAAAUUCAAUGGAACUAUUCCAAAUAUAUUUGUCAAUGCUACCACGUUAGAAUCAUUGGACGUUAGUCACAACAAUCUAGAAGGAAGGUUUCCAAAGUCAUUGAUCAAUUGCAAAUCUCUGCGAUUUGUGAACAUGGAAGACAACGGAAUCAAGGACAAGUUUCCAUCGUGGUUGGGAUCUCUACCAUCAUUACAAGUUCUCAUCCUCAGAUCUAACGAGUUCUACGGGCCGUUGUAUCAUGACCACAUGUAUAUUGGGUUUCAGAGUUUGAGAGUUAUCGAUAUAUCAAACAAUGAUUUCACUGGAACUCUUCCACACUAUUAUUUUUUAAAUUGGAGUGGAAUGACCUCAACUGAACAAGGUCGGAAGGAGUACAUGGAAAAUCUUACGAAUGUUUCUUCUAUCUAUCAGUCUAUGGAAAUGGUGAAUAAAGGAGUGGAAACGAGGUUUGAGCGGAUUCAACAAGACUUCAUUGCCAUUGAUUUAUCCGGAAACAGAAUCUAUGGUAAAAUACCUGAUUCAAUUGGCUUAUUGAAGGGAUUGCGUCUUCUUAACUUGUCAGGGAAUGCAUUCACAAGCGAUAUCCCGCAAGCCUUGGCAAAUCUGUCAAAUCUUGAGACAUUGGACCUCUCCAGUAAUAAGCUGUCAGGUCAAAUCCCUCAAGAUCUUGGUAAGCUCUCAUUUCUAUCAUACAUGAACUUCUCCCAUAACUUUCUCCAAGGUCCAGUUCCACGAGGCACACAAUUUCAAAUACAGAACUGUUCUUCUUUCUUGGAUAACCCUGGACUCUACGGCCUCGAAGAAAUCUGUCAAGAAAGCCAUGUCCCCAGUAGUCCUACAUCACAUCAAUCCGCGGAAUUGUCAGAGGCAGAGGAAAAAAUGUUCAGCUGGAUUGCAGCUGCAAUAGCCGUUGGACCUGGUUUACUCUGUGGAUUGGUUAUGGGACAUAUCUUCACUUCACACAAUCAAGAAUGGUUUACAGAAAGGUUUGGUCGAAGAAAAAUGAGAGUCAUCACAAGUGCUCGUUAAGUCCAUCUCUUGCAGUCCCUCUAAUAAGCAUUUCUAAGGAAUAUGUCGUCCAACAUCUUGGUGUUUGUAACGAACUUUAUAGGUGUGUCCUCCAAAAGUCUUCUUCAGUUGUUUGUGUUUGUUUGUAAUUUUAUCUGCAAUGGUUUUGUAAUAAAUGUUUUUGUGGUAUUUGAUAUAUCUUGGUUUGAUAA
Messenger RNA from Brassica napus (rape), 2860 nucleotides. RefSeq names its product receptor-like protein 11. The record is from RefSeq and is a predicted model, not a curated record. Gene Ontology annotation, molecular function: protein binding. The transcript has a single exon. NCBI's taxonomy places the organism in Eukaryota, Viridiplantae, Streptophyta, Magnoliopsida, Brassicales, Brassicaceae. Bases 348 to 2669 code for a protein of 773 amino acids.